Stegodyphus dumicola is the source of this 4930-nucleotide messenger RNA. RefSeq names its product mediator complex subunit skuld (gene skd). Gene Ontology annotation, cellular component: mediator complex. Gene Ontology annotation, biological process: positive regulation of transcription by RNA polymerase II. Gene Ontology annotation, molecular function: transcription coactivator activity. The record is from RefSeq and is a predicted model, not a curated record. Lineage: Eukaryota; Metazoa; Arthropoda; Arachnida; Araneae; Eresidae.
AGCGCCUUGUUGUUUCCAAUCCGCCAUAGUUGUCGCCAUCUUCUUAAGUAUUUUUGUUAGCUAGUUAAAGUUUUGCGGACCGAUGGCUGUAGAAAUCACUUAACAAAGCUCGAUUUUAGUCCAAAGGACUCAGUAGAUCAUGGAGACACCAUGACUCAUCCUAAUUUUGUGACAAAUGGCGCCAGCCUUGAAGACUGCCACACUAAUUUCUUCGCAUUGGCUGACCUUUGCGGGAUAAAAUGGCGCCGCUUCUAUGCUGAAAGUGUGUUGUGCAUUGAACCUUUGGACGAUCCGGUGCUAUCUUCCUUUAGCAAGUGCUUGGCUACAGAUAUUUUAUGUGUCUGGAGGAGGGUAGCAUCGCAAGGCCAAGAACAGCAUCGACACAAUUUGCAAGAUGGAAACCAACUUAACUAUAAAAAGGAACUGUGGGUAUUUUGGUAUGGAGAAGAACCAGAUCUUACUGGGUUGGUUAGUUCAGAACUUACUGCUGAUCCUGAGCAUGGAUCAUGGGAAAGUGGGCUGUCAUAUGAAUGCAGAACUCUGCUAUUUAAAGCAUUGCACAACCUUAUUGAAAGGAAUUUGUUAUCAAGAGGUUACUCACGCCUUGGGAAGUGGUUUGUACAGCCCUAUGAUAGUAGUGAAAAGACCAUUAGAAGCCCACAGCUUUCUUUUUCUUUUAACUUCUUUAUUCAUGGUGAGAGUACUGUGUGCGCUAGUGUGGAUGUCAGACAACGAAUUCCAGUGUGUCAACUGACACGUCAUCAUUUAACUCUAGCACAGGAAUGUCAUACAGGGCUUAAAGUUAUCCUUUGUCCAUAUGGAAUGGCAGGCACACUGACGGGUCAGAGCUACAAAGAUACAGAUAUCACUACACAAAGAUUAUUGAGUGAAUGGCACCAUUUUUAUCCUUUAAGGCCUCGGAAUACGAAAGAUGUAUUAACAGAGGAUGACCAUAUCAUGUCAGCUGUGGAAGUCAUUGUUGGUGGUAUUAAAAUGCGAUAUCCUUCAAGUUACGUGCUUGUCACAGAAAUUGAUGAAAAUGCAGCCAUCGGCCAAAAUUCUGGUGUCUCUCAGUUUUCAUCUUUCAGCAACUCAUCUUCCAGCUUUUGUGCUUCCCAGCAAAAGGCUUCCUUACUUGCAGGUGUUCUUACUCCACCUACAUCUCCAUGUGACCCUUCCUUAGCAGCAAAUUGCAAUUUUAGAGGCCAUCCUUUAGGAUUAUCAAAUGAAACUUUUUCUGAUAACAGCACUAGCUCAUACAUGGGAUAUUCCACAGCUUGGAAAAUAAAGGAAGCUGUCUGGCAAGAUAGUGCUUUGCAAGGUCGUAAACAAGUGGUUGAAGGAAGUGAACAAGCUGCAUUUUGGGAUUUUAGUGAUCCAUCGUCAUUAGUCAGGUGUAAUUGCUCAAGGUGUAAAGCAGCAAAUCAGGAAAAAAGCAGCAGUCUGAAAAUACCUACUUCUAGUUCAAAUACUGUAGUAAGUGUGAAUAGUCCGUCAGCAUCAGUUGGUAGCCCAAGUUGUGCGACAACAGCUGGUGGAACAACUGCAAGUGCUGUAAAGAAAGUUGAGAAGCCUGAUAAGUUAAAAAUACAAAAUCGAUUCAGGGGAACAGUACCUUUUCAUAAACGCAAUGCUUUUUCAGAGACUUCUGAAAUGGACAGUUACACUGCCUCAUCUACUUUUCUCAUGGCAUCAAUACCUGGAAAUUCACUGCCUAGUAAUGGUAACUCAAACUUUCAGUUUAAAGGAUUGAAUCAGUCAUUACGCUCUUCUACGCCCAGCGGCCUUCCACAGUUGCACACAUCAGUUGUCCAGCCAUCAUCAUUAGGUUCACCUCAUCCAGGUACCCCAUUACCUGAUGGUACGAACUCUCAGUCAACUGAGCCUGCAAUGCCUACUUUGUCUCCCCAUCCUCCACCAGAAAAGGAAGAAGAGACAUUAGAAUCUCAGGAUACAAGUAUGGGAACACAAAGUCCAUCUGAAAUUCCUGAGCCUAAUAGCAAUAGCAGCAUUAAGGAGAAGACUUCAGCAGAAAUGGUUUCAUCUCCUCAUCAAAACACAAUAUCUAAUCUUGUCGAAAAUAUAAAGUCUGAAGAAUCUCCUGGUCCUCCACCCACUGCCACAAAUAAUAGUACCAACAAUAGCAGCAAUAAUAACAGUAAUAAUAGUAGUUGGGUGCCAGGAACCCAAGAAGACAUAAAACCUCCUGUCGCUCUUAGUUCCGUUCCUUCAACUCCUGCUCCCCCAUCUAUAUCUGUGCAAGGGCUGAAAAGACCUUCUCUUGUGGUAUGCUCACAUGAAGAUCCACAUGAUGAACUAGUUAUGGAUGGUCUGUUAUAUGACUACACAUUUCUAAAUUCAUCUGUAUGGGAAAGUAUGUCUGCCAAACGUCGUAGAUUGUGGCCUUAUACUAGAACUCGUGCAGAUAAUUUAGAUGGAUAUGGUUAUCCGUAUGGAAAAGACAAUCUGAAUCAGAUGCAGAUAGACGAAAAUUUACCUUUGAAGCCAAAGGAUCCAUACGAGUUCAAUGACGAGUUUGAUGAGGAAAGCCCAUCAUCCAGUUUUCGAGCUAGAGUAGAUGUAUGUGUUAAGGAAGAAGAUAUCAAAAAAGAACCAGGACUCCCACCUACUCCAGAAUCACAGAGUCUCACUCCAGGACAGACAGCAUCUGCACCUCUUACCACUCAGGAUACUCCAAAGCCACCUCCUAAUGGUGAACAGCCAAUUUCCUCUCCUCUCACUCCUCACCACCACAGCACUGAUCUUAAGAGUGAAAGAGAUCUCCAAGUCACAGAUCAUGAUUUAGAAAACAUUUUUGAAUCAUCUUCAGAUGAGAGUAUACCUGAUGAACAGUUUCAGACUGCUUCAACCCCAACUGGAAAAUUAUGUGGGACACCUGAAGAUCCAUUUUCUGGAAAAUGCAAAAGCAGUUCUUGCACAACUGGAAUCCUAGGUGUUGCUGAACUUACUCGUAUGUUUCCUACUCCACCAUCAUUAGAGCACAAUACAGCCCCAUCUCCUUCAGGGCCUCUGUGUGGCACUGAUUUAUCAACUUUGGAUAGCUCUGAUUGUUGCCGCGAGCGUAUAGAAGGUUACAUAGAUGGUGGAAGUAGUCCAUAUUAUGAACCUGUCAGAGAUUGGUCUUUUGUCUACAAGUUACCUGUGCAGUACAAGUUUAUUAACUCCAAGAGGUAUGCUUCCUUGACUACUCUGCCGAGUCAACUUCAACCAGUCACUUUAUCUGCAGAUCAUAUUUAUAAACCUUUAUGGACUCAAGCAGUUUCAUCAUCCCCUCUUCCUGCCAACACAUCAUUACCUAACUCUCAAGUAAUUGGACAUGCUGAGAGGCUACCUGCAAAUACAAAUUCUCAGUUUUCAAUGAUGCCAGUAAAUGAUGGUGAAAGAAUGGUGCCGCCCAUGUUUGCUGUGGAAAAUCCCAUUGAUCAACGAACAUUGCCCAUGAACUAUGAACUGCAGAGCCCAGCAUCCAGUGCCUCAUCCUACUUGAACAAACAUUUGAACUCUGUUGACAGUAGUGGCACAACUUCCUCAAUACCUGAGGCACAUAGCCUGCUUGUAAAUCUCGUGAUAGCUGACUCUAUGCUCAAUCUGUUUAAAGAUCACAACUUUGCAAGCUGUACCCUUUGUGUUUGCAACAUGAACACCAAAGGUGCAGAUGCAGGCAUUAAUUUGCCGAGCAGUCUCAUACCUUCAGGAACAGAUGAACCACAGUAUAAAUGUACUUGUGGUUUUAGUGCGGUUGUGAAUCGGCAUCAGAGCCAUCGUGCAGGUAUUUUUUAUGAAGAUGAACUUGACAUUACGGGUCAUCGUUAUGAAACAUUCUUCUGCCGUAAAAGCCUCUCUCUUGUAGAGAGUGUAUCCUCCAAAAAGGCGGACAUUGGCCAGAAUAUAGAGGAUGAAACAAACGCUCAAGUGGACCAUGUGCCACACAGUGUUGUGGACUUAAUAAAAGUGCAGUGCUCACACAUAUACUCUACGUUUUCCAUAUUUCACAAAGCAGAACAGUUUCGCAGUUUUGAUAGAUUUAAUUCACAAUAUAAUGCUCUUGAAAUAUCGGAUGGGUGUGAAAUAUGUUUUCUUGCACUGGACACUGGUCGACAAGCUGUUGACAAUAUGAACAACAAUAAAAUGGAUGAGAAUUUGAAGUCUUCCUGCCUUCAUAAGUGGCCUUAUCUCGCAGCUAAAGUGCCAGUGAGCAAUUUAGAAGUAGUCCAUCUUCUGCGGUCUCUACAACCUGUUCUUCAAGAAGCGGUGCAACAAAGGCGCCAUCAAAGACUUUGGGAAGUCACAUAUCCGGUUCUUGGGCCACUGACAUGGAGGCAGUUUCACAGGCUUGCUGGACGAGGUACUGAAGACCAGUGUGAACCACAACCUAUUCCUUCUCUUCUUGUCGGUUAUGAUAAAGAUUGGUUAGCAUUGUCACCAUUUGCCUUAAAAUACUGGGACAAGUUAUUGUUGGAACCCUACACUAACAGCAGGGAUGUUGCAUAUGUUGUUGUAGCUCCAGACAGUGACUGUGUUUUAACUCAUGUAAAAAAAUAUUUCAAGGAACUCAGUACUAUUUAUGAACUUUGUAGAUUAGGGAGGCAUUGUCCUAUAACUAAAGUGUUACGUGAUGGCAUAAUGAGAGUGGGGAAAUCUACUGCAAAGAAAUUGGCAGAUGAACCUGUAGACGAUUGGUUCAGUCUCAUUGGUGAUGGACCCAUAGCAAGUCGGUUAAAAUUGUAUGCCCAGGCAUGCCGAUAUCAUUUAGCUCCACAUUUAGCAACACAACCUUUGGAUAGCAGCCUGUUAGAAUCUCCUCCAGUUUUAAAACCUCCAGACAAACCUUUAUCAGUUGCAUCCCCCAGAACAUCAGGAACAGAAAGUCAAGAUAAGGAUCAGUCAUCUUUCAAAUCUACAGAAACAG